Rotaria sp. Silwood2 is the source of this 693-nucleotide messenger RNA. Lineage: Eukaryota; Metazoa; Rotifera; Eurotatoria; Philodinida; Philodinidae. The record is from the annotation of a GenBank genome assembly.
CGAAUGAUAAACGAUUAAUUCAUUAUAAAACCUUCUCUAUUCAACUUAUUGAAUAUUAUUUAUCAUAUACCUAUUUUCGAAAAAUUAAUUAUUAUUAUUAUAAAUAAAUAAUUGAGAUUCGGAUUAUUUUACUUUUAGAAUUAAGAUUUUAAAAUAAUAUUAUUGAGAAUAAAGAAAUCAAAGAAAAAUAAAUUAAAGUUUUAUUUUUUUUAUUGAAUAAAAGGUCGAAGUGUUGAAUAUUUAUUUCCUGUUCAAUAUCAAUCAUAUAAUGAAAUUAUAUCUGGAAAAGAUUGUAUUGUUCAAGCACGUACUGGAACAGGAAAAACUUUAGCAUACAGUCUUCCAAUAGUAGAACGUCUUCAAAAUGAAAUGUCAAAUGUUUGGGGUCGUUAUCCUCGUUGUUUAGUAUUAGAACCAACACGUGAACUUGCAAACCAAGUAACAAAUGAUUUUUUAUCCGUUAAAUCUCGUUUAUUAUCAAUAACAACACUUUAUGGUGGAAAAGAAUACAGUAAACAAGAAUUAUCGUUAAAAAAAGGUUCAGAUAUUGUUGUUGGAACACCUGGAAGAACAAAAGAUUUUAUUAUAAGAAAACAAUUAAUUCUUCAACAAUGUCAAAUUAUUGUUUUAGAUGAAGUUGAUCGAAUGCUUGAUAUGGGAUUUCAAGUAAAAUUGUUUUCUUCUUAUAUUUAA